Molecule: messenger RNA, 639 nt
Organism: Kwoniella shivajii
Lineage: Eukaryota; Fungi; Basidiomycota; Tremellomycetes; Tremellales; Cryptococcaceae
Exons: 4
Coding region: 1-639 (212 amino acids)
Molecular function (GO): catalytic activity
Source: RefSeq, a predicted model, not a curated record
AUGUCUUGGACAUCAGCACAAUUACUCGAAGCAUUCUUAACGACAACAUCAGAUCAAAUAAUCCCAUUGACUGCAAAAGGAGUUUCAUCAGGAUGUAAAGUCUUUGGUGCUGCUAUAUUUCGUAAAUCAGAUUUAACAGUUGUCAACUUUGCUACUAAUGAUGAAACUUCAAGUCCACUUUUGCAUGGAGAAAUAAAUUGUAUUCAGCAAUUUUACGCUUUACCAAAAGAUCAAAGACCAUCUACUAAAGAUUGUAUAUUUUUCUCAACACAUGAACCUUGCUCUUUAUGUUUAUCGGGUAUAACCUGGUCUGGAUUCGAUAAUAUCAAUUUCUUGUUCACAUAUGAAGACACAAAAGACACGUUCAAUAUUCCACAUGAUAUCAAGAUUCUAGAAGAGGUGUUCAAGGUCCCCUCUGUAAAUAUCAGCGAAUCCUCCGCUGAGCUGUCAGAGAGACCAUUAUACAACAAAUCGAAUUCAUUCUGGAAAGCCAAAUCCGUUUCUGAAUUAGUCAAUGAUUUAUCAGGCCAAGAGCAGAUAGACAUGCAGCAAAAAGUACAAGAGAUAAAACAAAAAUAUAACGAUCUAUCCAGUGUUUAUCAAGACAGCAAGGAAGACAGUGAUAUACCACUUUCAUAG